Didymodactylos carnosus is the source of this 426-nucleotide messenger RNA. NCBI's taxonomy places the organism in Eukaryota, Metazoa, Rotifera, Eurotatoria, Philodinida, Philodinidae. The record is from the annotation of a GenBank genome assembly.
AUGAAUCCACAGCAUAUCAUUACCGGCUUGCUAGAUACUAAAGUCAUUACUUAUCCAUCACAACAAGUAGUCGCUACAUACUCAGCUGUCAUAAAACCAACGACAUAUUUGGGAUCCAUUUCAAUUUUGAAUCCUGAAACAAAUCAAUGGGUUGAUGGACAAAUUAAAGUAAAUUCACAAUUAUCUGGCAGUGGAUUUGAUAUUUAUUGGGAUAAUAAUGUCUUAACAAUGCAAACUAAACCAGAACUACGCACAUCGAACUUCUUUGAUACAAAUGGAAAAUUAUUAGCAAAAUUUAAAAUACGGGCUGAUUCAAUAGACUCGGAAAGAAUAUAUUAUUUGCACAUAUAUUCGAACAAGUAUCCAGAACCACUCUAUCUUUUGGAAUUGGCCGCUCGUGAUCAUCAUACUUCGACAUCGCAGUAA